AUACCAUGUUGGGUGCUGACUGUAAAGCUACAGUACCUGCAGCUUGCUGCUAGGGGGCGCUCAACACACUGCUUUAGCUUGAUUCUGCGUGUGCCUGGCUGUGGAGGUGGAGACUGCAUUUGAGCAACUCUAUUCAGAAACAAAACCAAAACAAACACAUACACAGAAAAAAACAAAACAAAACAUGAAAGUAAUUAUUCAGAGGGUUGCCAAAGCCAGCGUGACAGUGGGAGAGGAACAGAUAAGUUCAAUUGGAAAAGGGAUUUGUGUGUUAUUAGGGAUUUCUGUGGAGGACACCCAAAAGGAUAUUGAAUACUUAGUUCGAAAGAUUUUGAACCUGCGUUUGUUUGACGAUGAGAAUGGAAAGCACUGGUGUAAAAGUGUGAUGGAUAAACAGUACGAAGUGCUUUGUGUGAGCCAGUUCACCCUGCAGUGCAUCCUGAAGGGAAACAAACCUGACUAUCAUGCCGCCAUGCCAACAGAACAGUCCGAGCCAUUCUACAACGACUUCCUUGAGCACAUGAGGAAGACUUACAAGCCAGAAGUGAUUAAAGAUGGGAAGUUUGGCGCCUAUAUGCAAGUACAUAUUCAGAACGAUGGACCUGUUACUAUAGAGUUAGAAUCGCCAACUGGACCCGCUGAUCUAAAGCAGGCAAAGCUGGAAAAGCAGCAGCAGCGGAAAGAAAAGACCAGAAACAAGGGACCCUCUGAGUCAGGCAAGGAGAAAGCCGCUGCACGUGCGAAAGUUGACCCCAGCGCCAGCAGCGGAGCCGAGGGGGAUGUGUCAUCUGAAAGAGAGCCUUAAAUUGGAGCGCGGUGUUCUCUUAGCGCAUGGUGAACUCUUUCCAUAAGACUUAAACUUCAUUGGCUUGGGCACCUUUUACUGAAACGAGGACUCUAGGGGGAAAUAACUUUUAUAUUUAUUUUGAUGUUAAACCAAAGUAAACCAAAACCUUGAUUUAAAUUAUGACAGAAAUGUAAAGGAGUAUGACUAAAUGUAAAAACAACACUUUUGAAACAAGAAUUUUCUGUCAUGGAUAAGGGGCCAAGCAUGACUUCACGCUGAAAAUAAGUAAUUGUGUUGUAGAACAUGUGUUAUAUUAUUUGUAGCAGCAGCUUCUAUUUUCUGGCGUAAACCAGGUAAUCAAAGAUAACUUUUUCAACAGCCAUCCAGUUCAGUGUGGUCUGCAUGCCCAAGAAAAACAGUUCAAUAUAUCAAAUAGCAGCGAGUACGUGAGCUUUGUUUUAUGGUGUUUGUACAUCUGUAUACCUGACCAUUCUGAAAAAAUGUAGCAAAGUUACCAGGGCAGAUGUGAAGACAUAAUAUAUGUGACAUCAUAAGAAGCUGAUACUGUAAAAAAGGGACAAACAUUUAGCAUAAUCAAAACAUACCUGAAAGUUACAUGGGCAAUGGCUGUGUGUACAUGCUAGUAAAAUACAAUGUCUGUGCUUCUUGCUUUUAAAAACUACUCUUAAGUGGCAAAUGUGCUGCAUGGAAAGGGUGGCUUAACAAAAUAUAUUGUACUUAGGGAAACAGCAAAUGUACCCUUACAUUGGAUAUGUCUUAUAAAAAGGAUUUUGUCUUUAAACUGUUCUUGUGGGCCACUCUUUGGAUUACAUUGUGUUCUUUAUAUUUAUCAACAGGAAGGCAUAAAAAACAAUUUGAAAAUGAGUUGGAGAUUUCCUUUAAACUGUUUUGUCAAUACAAGGGCAUUGAUCUGUGGUAAAAUGUUACCUUUCAAAUUAUGUUUAAUCACUGUUCCAAAUAAAUCCGCCAGUAAAAUCCGCCAAUAUAGUACAGUAUUUAUGUAUUGCAUCACACUCAACCAUCGUUGUCUCUCCUCUUGUCCCGCACCAUAGCCAGUGUUGCCAGAUUUGGUAGCCAGUUUAUAGCCCAAUCACAGCUAAAAUCCCGCCCAAGACUCACAAAAGUAGCCCAAUCACCAAGUAGUAGAAUGACAGGAGGGGACAUACAACCCCGUACACACCCAAAUACAUUUGUAUUAUAACAGCAAUACUCUAUAGCAAUUAACAAAGAAAGAUAAAUAAAAUGUUUACACUUACCAACUGCACUGGUCUUGUACCUCUGCAUACUCAGAAUUUCAGAAACAGAAACAUGAACUAUAUACAGUCUGCUUUGUUGCCAAGAAUCACACCAGCAAUACUGCACUGGUCUUGUAGCACUGCAUAAUCAGCAUUAAAAAACACAAAAAAGUCAACUAUAUACAUUUCACUUUGUCUCUGAUUUUCCAGCAGUAUCAGCUAGUUGCUGUACAUGCUGGAAUCAAAGUUGACCAGCAGUUCCCAGGGGGGCUGUGUUCCCUCUUUCAUUUAGUUGGCCACUGUGGCUAAAGUAACUUUUUUAACCACACUGGAAAAACUUAAGCCACUAAACAAUACUGUAUACAAGUUAAACAUACUGUUUCACAAGGCAAAAAGACGUGUAUUUUAUUUGAAAACAUGUAAAUAUUUAAAUGCCAGACCCUACCCUUUACAAUACACAUAAACCGUAUAUGUCAAGUGCACUAACUCUUGAUUCCCAUUUAAUAAAUGCCAAACUUGGUUCCACAUGAAAAAAUGUCAGUACAUAUUUCCUAAAUUCUGAAUAGGUUUGCAGAGAUAUUUAUGUACUGCAUAAUCCUUUACAUUAUUUUGACUGUGACGCGGUAUUCUUUCCACUGCAGGACAGUGCUAUUAGUGUAUGUUAAUAUUAAUGCCUACCUGACCAACCGCAGCUCUAGUUACACAAGCUUGUACUAAUGUGAUUAAUAAUAUUAGUAGGACUGUACAGCCACUACUGUGUUAAAAAAAAAAAAAAAAAAUGUACACUGUGUUCUUUCACCUGGGACUACUGACAGUAAUAUUGCACCGAUUCUGACAUUAAAACUCAAUCAUAGUGAGACGAAUCCUUCAUUUUAAAAAUAAUAAAUGUGUUUAUUUUAUUAAAUUGUUCCUCUUUCGAAUCCACUCUGUUACUAUUUCCAAAAUAUAUUUCAACACAUUUUAAAGCGAUAGCAAAAAAAAACAAAAAAAACUUAUCUGUGAUUUUUUGAAGCUGCGUGUUUCUGGCUUGCCGUCUGAAAAUGUUCUUUUGGGACGGUGGUAUGUUUGAAACCAGAUCUGCUUCAUCUCCCAGUGACUAUCACGGCCAUAUUUUAGUUUAUUUAGUGUUCCUUGGGCUACAUCUUUCGAAACAUUAUUCUAAUAAUUUGGCUACAAUUUUUUUUUUUUUAACAUGUCAAGAAUUUUUCCGUUUGGAUGCCAUGUUUAAAUUUUUUUUACAAGCAGCGCCGAACCUCUGUCCUCCCGCCAAAUACAACGUUUGUGGCAUACAUUUUACAUGAACAAGCUAAAGGGCUUUCAUUGGGCAAAAUGAAAUCAAACUAAACGGUCUGUAUUGAUCAUCUACCAGCACAUGUUGAAAGUAGUGGCAGUCUUAAACAAGUACAUUUUUCAAAGCCUUUGCCACCAUGGCGAACCUGGUGAACAAUAGUUGAGCCACAAGGGAAAACGCUUCGCUUGUGGCGACGUGAUGGUCUCUGCUACUGUCAAUCAUUAGUCCAUGCUUGUGUUAAGGUGGGUUAAAGUGGUUAUGAAAAGUGUUGACAUUUUACCUUCAGCUCAUUGAAUCUUACUUUAUGUUAGUUGUACUUAUAAUUAUUAUUAUUUUUUUUAACUUUAUGGACAGAAAAUACAAAUUACCCGCCCAAAGACCUAAAACUAGCCCAACAUAUCAUCACCCGCACAAUGCAAUUUAUACCUGCUCAAAUAAUAAAAAAAAACAGCCCAAUCUGGCAACACUGCCCAUAGCAACCAAUACACAUUCCUGAUUCGCUGGUACAGUACUCUCCUGACCUCCCAACUCCAACCUAAUAGGCUCUCGUUAACUGUCAGUAAAUGUACUGUAUUCAAGCCCCCAAAACACACAAGAGUAUAGUGCUGCAGAUCAGAGCCUCUCAUGGCGCUGUUUCUAAAAUGCCUUAAAUCAUUUAAUAAAAUAUUGCAGCGUUUGUAAAGCAUAGUAUUAUUAAUAAAGGCCAUCCUCGUAUAAUCGUCGCCCUCAUUUAAGGGCCACAGUCAUUCUGAUCAAUUUAAAAUAAAUGCUGCGGCGCCAAAUUGAAGUAAUACGGUGUGUGUGUGUAUAUAUAUAUAUAUAUAUUGGUUUUUGUUUUAGUUUUUUUUUGUUUUAGUGUUGUGGUAUUCAAUUUAGGCUAAUGGGAAUACCUAAAAUAAACAUAUGAAAUGUAUAACUUGCGUCCAGAUUAGCGCCUCUGUACUGUAUUUUAGUGAUGUUUGGGGACUACAGAUCCUAUGAUGCAUUUCGAGUUGCCAUAGUGCUCAUGCAAAACCGGGCACUAUCCUUGCAGACAGAAUUGGAGAGGUUUUGAAAGCAGUGGAUAAUUCACCACUAUAGAAGAAAAAGAAAGAUGUUGCUGCAGAUUUCAGAACAUUCCCAUGGACACUGUCAGCCAUUCUGAAAAACCAUUAUACAAUAAUACAGGCCUUGCUUUUGUGGUUUAAAAACGCCCCUGGUCAGAAUGGGUCAUGCAGAUUUCAAGUGCAGUUCAUUUGCAAUGUCUACUUUUUAAAAGUUCGCUUGCAGCUGUAUUUUCAGUAAAAUGCACAAUACUUUUAAAUUGAUAAUAGUUUUCAUUGUUCUGUAAUUGAAAUUGUAUUUCAGUGUUACUGUAACUUCAAUAAAAACUGUCUUUAGACUCCUGAUAAUAAGAAUUACUGAUCAGAUUAAUUUUUGUGCUGGUCCCUUGAAAUUUGUAUUAAAGAGAAUUGACUGCAUUUGAAAAUAUGUUAUUAUACCUUUUGCAUGACCCUUUUGUAGCAUGUAUGGAUUUUAUUUUUAAUAAUUUAUAAAGACACUGACACUGGUCUGAAUUAAUAAAGGAAAUGCAUUUACAUUGCCUACUUUAAAA
Messenger RNA from Acipenser ruthenus (sterlet), 4928 nucleotides. Its product is annotated as D-aminoacyl-tRNA deacylase 1-like. The transcript is spliced from 6 exons. The coding region runs from base 185 to 805 and encodes 206 amino acids. Gene Ontology annotation, cellular component: cytoplasm. Gene Ontology annotation, biological process: tRNA metabolic process. Gene Ontology annotation, molecular function: D-tyrosyl-tRNA(Tyr) deacylase activity. NCBI's taxonomy places the organism in Eukaryota, Metazoa, Chordata, Actinopteri, Acipenseriformes, Acipenseridae. The record is from RefSeq and is a predicted model, not a curated record.